AUUCAUAGCAAUAGUAGUAGUAGAGAAGAGAUGAGAGAUGAACAGAGAAAAGAGAGAGAGAGUAAAGGUUUAGAUUGCAGGUAGCACUGGGAACAAAGAAAUGGGUCCAUUCUCCUACUAAUUAUAAGCUUUUUGGCGCAACGACACGAUCCGGGUCUGCCGCUUCAUCACCACCUCUAUCUCCUCGCCCAUCUUUCUUUCUUUCUUUCUUUUAACCACUCUCAUCUUUCCUUUCCUUUGAUCUUUAUUUGGCAUACAACCAAAUUAAUUUGGUGAAAUGGAGGAUCACUAUGGAAUGCCGGAUCUGAGGCAGUUCAUGAGCAACACCUCCCUCUUCACUUCCAUUCCGCCGCCGCACACGGCGGACAUACUCUCCGCCCAUCACUACGAGAUGGCGGUGAUGGCCCCCGUGGUGGUGGCGCCGCCGCCUCGCCCGGGACUGCCGCACCACGACUUCCUUGCUGAUUCCAGCGCUAAUACCACCACCGCUAGCGGCGGAAGUGGCGGCGCUGGGUUUAGCGGGCUGGAACUGGAAACCGGCGGCGGCGGCGGCGGAAGCGGGCGGUGGCCCCGGCAGGAAACGCUCACCCUUCUUGAGAUCCGAUCACGGCUUGAUUCCAAGUUCAAGGAAGCUAAUCAGAAAGGCCCCUUGUGGGAUGAAGUCUCCAGGAUUAUGGGCGAGGAGCAUGGGUAUCAAAGGAGUGGGAAGAAAUGCAGGGAGAAAUUCGAGAACUUGUACAAGUAUUACAAGAAGACUAAAGAAGGCAAAGCAGGAAGACAAGAUGGGAAGCACUAUAGGUUCUUUCGCCAGCUCGAAGCUCUCUAUGGUGAAACCAGCAACAAUAAUAAUAACCACCAACAACCCGGCAACACUUUCUACUGCAACAAUAAUGUCGUCCUAGGAAACCAUGGCCACCUCGGAGGGAACAAGCUCUCCGACAGCCUUAGCCUCUCCGAAAACUCCUCUGAUUUCGAAUCCACCUCGUCCGGGGACAGCGAACUCAACGGAGGGGAAAAGGGGAAGAAGAGAAAGGGGAGGAGGAGCUGGAAGUGCAAGAUAAAGGACUUCAUAGACCAGAAAAUGAGAAAACUAAUGGAGAAACAAGAAGCCUGGUUGGAGAAAAUGAUGAACACGAUUGAACAGAAAGAGAAAGAGAGGAUGGUAAGAGAAGAAGAAUGGAGGAACCAAGAAAUUGGCCGUAUGGAGAAGGAACAGAAAUUCUGGGCUAACGAGAGAGCCUGGAUCGAAGCUCGCGACGCAGCUUUAAUGGAGGCACUCCACAAAAUAACUGGGAAAGAAAUACCAAAAGAUAAUAAGAUUGAGGACCAAAACUGGCCAGAAGGCGAGACCAUGAAGCUAAUACAGCUUAGGACUAAUAUGGACUCAAGAUUCCAGCAGCACAUUGGGUGCUCAGAUGAUGUUCUCUGGGAAGAAAUUGCCAGCAAGAUGUCUUGUUUGGGGUACAAUGGGAAUAAUAAUAUUAAUGCAGCCAUGUGUAGAGACAAGUGGAUUAGCAUCAACAGUUACCUCAUUAAAUGCAACAACAACAAGAGAAGGAAAGAAAGCCCAGCAAAUUUUUUCACCCAUCAUAACUUCCAGAUCAACAACAAUGGAGGAUCAUAUUCUGCAGAACAGCCUGCACCCAAUCACCAUAGCAAUACCUCACCGAACCAUGGCGGUUUUAGGUUCUUGAUGGGUGACAGUGCUGAGAAUUUAUGGGAGAAUUAUGUGUUGAAACCAAGCAAAGGGGGAGACAAUAAUUGACCAAUAGGUAAUUAAGGUUGUGUAACAUAUAUUGUAUUUUCAAUGCUGAAGAGAAGAUGGAUCAAAGAUUGUGUUAGAUUGGAUUAAGGUAAGUCUUCUUGGUUUUCAAUUUCAUCAUAGGAAGAUCUGUGUUUCUUUAUUAAGGUUGGCCAGGGCAAUUUCAUCAUGUUCUCUUCCUUCUUAUUAUUUUGCUAAUCCUAGAAUUUGGGUUUCCUUUUUCUUUAUGCUUAGAAAAAGAAUAUGUAGCCAUAUAGGGCUUGACUUUGAAAGACUUAAUAGCAUGAAAAGAGCAUAAUGUGUUCA
Ipomoea triloba (trilobed morning glory) is the source of this 2068-nucleotide messenger RNA. Its product is annotated as trihelix transcription factor PTL-like. Bases 278 to 1765 code for a protein of 495 amino acids. The record is from RefSeq and is a predicted model, not a curated record. The transcript has 2 exons. NCBI's taxonomy places the organism in Eukaryota, Viridiplantae, Streptophyta, Magnoliopsida, Solanales, Convolvulaceae.